Messenger RNA from Entamoeba invadens IP1, 618 nucleotides. RefSeq lists its product as hypothetical. Gene Ontology annotation, molecular function: GTP binding; GTPase activity. NCBI's taxonomy places the organism in Eukaryota, Evosea, Mastigamoebida, Endamoebidae. The transcript is spliced from 3 exons. The record is from RefSeq and is a predicted model, not a curated record. Bases 1 to 618 code for a protein of 205 amino acids.
AUGCCAAGUUCAAAUUUCGACGUUCUUCUCAAGAUUCUUGUAUUGGGAGAGUCUGGGGUUGGUAAGACGUCCAUCACAAAGAGGUUUUGUGAAGGAAAAUUUGAUGAAGAAGUCAAGAACACUGUUGGAGUUGACUUCCUUUCAAAGUUCAUGGAGGUCAAUAAUAAGAAAGUGAAGUGUGUGUUGUGGGACACUGCUGGUCAAGAACGUUUCAUGAACAUCUCGUCAGUGUAUUUUCGAAACACAGCAGGUAUCAUUAUGGUGUAUGAUGUGAACAACUCUUCGUCCUUCGAACAUCUUGGUCAAUGGUUUGAAGAAGUCAAAAACAAGACCACUGAAGGUACAGCACCAUCUGUAGUGAUUGUAGGCAACAAGAAGGAUAUGAAUCACGUUUCAGCCAUCGAACCAGAAUGUGUUGAGUCGCUUGCCAGAAAAUUUGGUGAUGCAAAAUGGCUUGAGUGUAGUGCAUUAGAUGGGACUGGAAUUGAGACGUUAUUUACGACUUUAGUCUCCGAAAUAAUAAAUCGACUUGAGACGACUCCAAAGACUGAAGCUCAGAAGACGUGGAAUGAGAAAAUCAAAUUUGAACUUCCUCCGAAGAAGAAAGGGUGUUGUUAA